This is a messenger RNA of Osmia bicornis bicornis, 1407 nucleotides long. Its product is annotated as O-glucosyltransferase rumi homolog. The coding region runs from base 156 to 1373 and encodes 405 amino acids. Lineage: Eukaryota; Metazoa; Arthropoda; Insecta; Hymenoptera; Megachilidae. Gene Ontology annotation, molecular function: UDP-glucosyltransferase activity; UDP-xylosyltransferase activity. Gene Ontology annotation, biological process: protein O-linked glycosylation; positive regulation of Notch signaling pathway. The transcript has 6 exons. The record is from RefSeq and is a predicted model, not a curated record. Gene Ontology annotation, cellular component: endomembrane system.
CAAUGAGCGAUAAUAGUUUCCUGAUCAGUAUCGUAUCAUGAACGAAUACUGUGUAAUUUGUAAAGUAGAUGUCACUAGUUUCACCUGACCACUUUUAAGCGCGAGGACUCGUGGUUAUGAUACUCAGGAUUUGUUUUCUUAUUUAUAAUUAAAAUAUGUCAUUAAUUAGUUAUAUAUCAUUUAUAAUUUUUUUUUGUAUCGCUUAUUGUGAGGAACAAUAUUGUCCUAUCGAUAAUGUUGAAGGUUGCACUACUAAAAAAGAAACUAAUAACUAUAAAAAAGGUUCAGAUGCACAAUACGAUAAAUACCAUCAUAUAAUUGAAGAAACAAAUGAAAAUUAUCAAUCUUGCAAUAAUACUAACAAUGUAUGUUUUAAACAUGUUAUUAUACAUGAUUUGAAACCUUUUAAAGAAAAAGGUAUAAACAAAAAUUUAAUAGAUGCUGCAAAAGCUAGAGGAACAUUUUAUCAAAUAGUAGAGGGAAAGGUAUAUAGGCAGAAAGAUUGUAUGUUUCCAUCAAGAUGUGGUGGAGUAGAGCACUUUCUUUUAAAAUUAGCUCCUAAAUUACCAGAUAUGGAUUUAGUCAUAAAUGUGAGAGAUUAUCCUCAAUCAAACAAAUAUUUUGGUGGCCCACUACCUGUGUUUUCGUUCAGUAAGACACCACAAUAUUAUGACAUUACAUAUCCAGCAUGGUCAUUUUGGGAAGGUGGUCCUGCAAUUUCUUUAUAUCCCCGCGGCCUUGGAAGAUGGGAUGAACACCGUGUAUCUUUAGACAAAGCCAGUAGAAGUAUACCAUGGGAAAAGAAAGAGAAUAAAGCAUUUUUCAGAGGUUCUAGAACGAGUUCAGAGCGUGAUAAUUUGGUGCUAUUAAGCCGCAAAAAACCUGAUUUAAUAGAUGCUCAGUAUACAAAAAAUCAAGCAUGGAAGUCUGAUGAAGACACAUUGCAUGUACCUCCAGCUUCAGAAGUUUCUUUGGAAGCUCACUGUAAAUAUAAAUACUUAUUCAAUUACCGAGGUGUUGCAGCAUCAUUCAGGCACAAACAUUUAUUUUUGUGUAGAUCUCUAGUAUUUCAUGUUGGGGACGAAUGGACUGAAUUUUAUUACGAAGCAAUGAUUCCUUGGAUUCAUUACAUACCUGUUCCUAAAGAUGCUGAUCAAACAGUAUUAGAAGAGUUGAUACAAUUUGCAAUCGAUAAUGACGAAUUGUCAAAAAAGAUUGCCGACCAUGGACGGGAUUUUAUAUGGAAUAAUUUGAAGAUGACUGAUAUCACACAGUUCUGGAAAAAGCUUCUUGAAAGGUAUUCUAAACUUUUAACGUAUAAAGUUACCUUAGAUAAAACUUUAAUUAAAAUUGAAAAAAAGAAACGAUCUUAAUAAUUAGUACAUUUAUUUAAUAUAAAUAAUUUUA